AUGUCUGCGCCAUCUGGACAGUCUCUCCAGACCUACGGCUUCCAGACUUCCGUCGACAUCGCACGCCAGAACACAUACGACGUAGCUGCUGUGGCUGGACAGAAGCGACCUGCAGAGCAUUCCACAGGCAACAACAACCCGCUUUCAAGUGCAAAGCAGCCUGCCAAUUUCAGUGAAUCAGCCGGUCAACCGGUAGAUUUCAUAAGGCCUUCGCUAGAACUGCCUAGAGGUCGUUUAGUUGCCAGUGAUAUUCGCUCGGCUGCAGCCAAUGUCCCCCAUAGAGAUCCACCGCUUCGUUCUUUGCGAAGUGCCGAUGAAGACUCUGCCGAUCAUCCUCUGUUGUCUCUGAGCAACCCUGUGUACGGACUGCCGUCCGUUUUAGCCGCAAAUUGGGCGGCUAUCGGACUUAAGAACAUAUACCAAUGGCAAGCAUCGUGCCUGCUGACUCCAGGACUGCUCGAUGGCAGCCGACACCUGGUGUAUACUGCCCCCACCGGUGGAGGAAAAUCGCUUGUCGCUGACGUUCUGAUGAUUAAGCGCAUCGUCGACAACCCGGGCCGCAAGGCAAUUCUGGUUCUUCCAUAUGUAGCGCUGGUGCAAGAGAAACUGAAGUGGCUAAGACGUCUCGUGCAAGAUGUUGAGAAAAACAUCAGCGAUGCCGACGAUAAGGUGGACAAUACGAGACCAUAUCACCAGCGCUGGCGCAAGUUACAAAAGUCGAUUCGUGUGACAGGCUACUUUGGGGGAAGCAGAACUGCUGCGUCUUGGGCUGACACGGACAUUGCCGUCUGUACCAUCGAGAAGGCGAACUCCCUGAUCAACACUGCCAUUGAAGAAUGUAGUAUCGGGGAGCUGGGCGUAGUUGUUCUAGAUGAGCUACAUAUGCUUGACGAUGAGCACCGUGGAUACCUUCUGGAAUUGAUGGUUACGAAACUGCUGCUCCUGCGACAGAACAUCCAGAUCAUCGGGAUGAGUGCUACACUAUCGAAUACCGAGAUGUUGGCGGAGUGGAUGAAUGCAGUUUACUACGUAUCAACUUACCGCCCGGUUCCAAUUGACGAAUACCUCGUUUACGAGAAUGCGAUAUAUCCCGCCGCAACCUCGAGGCAAUUGUUUCAGACAAUAUCAAGACUGAAGUCGGCUCCAACGCAAUCUCUCGUUGAGACUAUGCCUCCUCAUCGCAUCGUUGCCCCCUCAACCUUUCGAGAACUUGCGAAUGCCAUGACAAACGCGACAGUCGCCUUGGCCAUUGACACGGCAUCAGCUGGGUAUGGUGCUUUGGUAUUUUGUGGCAGUCGACAGGCUUGCCAGAUCCAAGCGGCGAUCAUCAGUGAAGCUAUGCCAGUCCCCGGGGAGAACACGGAAGACUUGAACAAACGACUGGACCUUGUAGCCGAACUCCGGAGUCUUCCCAGCGGCCUAGACCCUGCUCUUGAAAAUACCCUCGUUAGAGGCGUCGGAUUUCACCAUGCAGGCAUGACGACUGAGGAGCGCGAACUGAUUGCACAGGCUUAUGACCAGGGUGCUCUCAGAGUGCUUAUAGCGACAUGCAGCUUGGCCGCUGGCGUCAAUCUACCCGCCAGACGUGUUUUGAUCAAUGGGGCACGCAUGGGCCGAGAACUCGUCGGGCCCGCCAUGCUACGACAAAUGUGCGGAAGAGCCGGUCGCAAGGGAAAGGACGAAGCGGGCGAGACGUAUCUCAUAUGUGGCAAUAGUGACCUACAAGCUGUCUGUGACCUUCUCGAAGCCGACAUGCCGGCCAUUGAAAGCUGCCUAGCUCCAGAGAAGAGAGGCCUCAAAAGGGCCCUCUUAGAAGCCCUCGCUACCGGACUCGUAUCCGGGUAUGACGCAAUCAAGGAAUAUGUCAGGUGCACCUUGCUUUACCGAACAGUGGACAGAAAGCUAGCCUAUAGUAUCAUGCAAUCUGCACUCCAAGAAUUGGUCAAGGAAGAACUCGUGCAUGUUGAUGAUGAUGGAUCAUCAUAUUCAGCGACACAGCUUGGACAGGCUGUGGUCGCGUCCGCAUUUGCACCCGAAGAUGGUUUAUUUGUCCAUGAAGAAUUGAAACGGGCUCUGCAAGCUUUCGUCAUGGAUGGCGAUAUGCAUAUAUUCUACAUGUUUACGCCCCUCCAAUUAGCUGCUGGGACUCACAUCGAUUGGCGCAUUUUUCGAGAUCAGCUUGAUAAUCUGGAUGAAAGUGGGCUGCGUGCCCUACAAUUUGUUGGCGUCCAACCUGGAUUUGUGAAUUACAUGGCCCAGAGCGGCGGGUCGCUGAAAGAAAAUUCACCAGAGCAGAUCAAGCAAGCUAGAAUCUAUCAGCGGGCAUAUACUGCAUUUCAGCUUCGUGAUCUGAGCAAUGAGGCUCCGUUGUCAGUUAUCGCAUCUCGGUACCAGAUACCACGGGGCUCUGUCCAGAGCCUGGCACAGCAAUGCCACGGGUUUGCUGCAGGCAUUGUCAAAUUUUGUCAACGCAUGGGUUGGGGAAUGUUGGCUGCAGUUUUGGAUCAUAUGCAGGAUCGCUUAGAGGCUGGGGCCCGGGCUGACCUACUCGAAAUGGCACAGGUUACGUAUGUCAAGGGUUGGACUGCCAGGCUACUCCGAGAAAAUGGUUACCGGAAUUUGAGGGCCCUGGCAGAAGCGGACUCGAAGGAUCUGGUCCCUAUUUUGAUGAUGGUAAACCCGCGCAAAGCCCAGAAAAGCCAGCUUCAUCCUGCAGAAGCCGAGCGCUAUGCGAAGAAGCUUUUAGCCAAAGCAGAAAUCAUCAUUGGGUCGGCCAACAAGGUCUGGGAACGCGAGAUGCAGGUGGAGAUAGAUGAAUAA
Molecule: messenger RNA, 2820 nt
Organism: Aspergillus brunneoviolaceus CBS 621.78
Lineage: Eukaryota; Fungi; Ascomycota; Eurotiomycetes; Eurotiales; Aspergillaceae
Product: DEAD/DEAH box helicase
Exons: 9
Coding region: 1-2820 (939 amino acids)
Molecular function (GO): ATP binding; nucleic acid binding
Source: RefSeq, a predicted model, not a curated record